GAUUAACAACAAUAAUAACGAGAGAAAAAAAACACAUCUCCUUUGGUUGUCAUGAACGAAACCUCCAGAAAAAGAUGAGAUUUUGUUCAAUUGAUUGAAAUUUUUUUCAAGAAAAAGAUUAGAGAAUAAAGAUGCUACGAAGAGCUGCGAGCAAUGCGUACUCCUGGUGGUGGGCAAGCCACGUUCGAACCAAACAAUCCAAAUGGCUUGAAGAAAACCUUCAAGAUAUCGAGGAGAAGGUGGAAUAUGCACUUAAGCUUUUGGAAGAUGAAGGUGAUUCAUUUGCUAAGCGUGCAGAAAUGUAUUACAAGAGAAGGCCUGAAUUGAUAAGUUUUGUAGAAGAAUCUUUCAAGGCUUAUCGUGCUUUAGCAGAGCGGUAUGAUCAUAUCUCUAAAGAGCUUCAAAACGCCAACACCACAAUUGCAUCUGUUUUUCCUGACCAAGUCCCUGAGUUUGCCAUGAACGAAGAUGACGACGAUGAUGCUCCUGUCUCACCUAGACACCAUAAAAAUAAGACAUCAAAUAAGAAUGUUCCAAAAGUUCCUGAUUUGCCCAUAAAAGACCCUGAGGCUGCCAAGAAGAUGUUCAUGUCAAGGAAAGCUAUUCAAGAACAGAAUGCCUCGUCCGUUGUUAACAAGUCCGGGCUGAGUAAAACCGAGGCGGUGGAAGAGAUUGACAAGUUGCAGAAAGAGAUUCUUGUUUUGCAAACUGAGAAAGAGUUUGUGAAGACUUCUUAUGAGAAUGGACUUGCAAAGUAUUGGGAGAUUGAGAAAUGUAUCAUGGAGAAACAAGGGAAAGUUUCUAGUUUGCAAGACGAGUUUGACGAAGGUGCUGUUGUUAUAGAAGAUAAAGAAGCUCAGAUAUUGAUGUCUACCACAGCUCUCAAAUCAUGCCAAGAGAAACUAGAAGAGCUGAGAGAUAAACAGGAACAAAAUGUGAAAGAAGUAGAUGUUUCAAGAAAACAAAUCAGUGAAUCAACAGAGGAAUUUGGUAAUCUUUCUGAUGCAUUGCUUGGUGAUGGGAAAGGAAACCAUGAGAUAUACAGCGAGAAAGAGAAGUUGGAGUCAUUAGGAGAAAAGGUAAAUGAUGAGUUUGAUGACUCUGAGGCUAAGUCAUGUCUUACUAUUCCAGACGUGGCUGAUAAAAUCGAUGAGCUUGUGAAUGAUGUGAUCAAUUUGGAGAAUUUGUUCUCAUCUCAAGCAGCUUUAAUACACAGACUAAGAGAAGAAAUCGAUGAUCUCAAAGCACAGAUUAGAGCUCUACAAAAAGAAAACAAUUCAUCUCAAACUGAUGACAAUAUGGACAUGGGAAAGAAGUUGAAAGAGAUGGAGGAAAAGGUGAAUGGUGUUAAAGAUAUAGACCAAGAAGUUGAAGAAAAGAGUGACAACAUUGAUAAACAUCUUACGAGAGCACAUAUGAAACUAAGUUUCUUAUCCAAGAGAUUAAAAAGCUUGACGCAAGAAGGGGAAGAUGAAGAAUUAAAGGCUACUAAUGUGCCAAUUCAAGAUAUAGGAUCUUUGACUGAUACAAAGUUUCCAGAGGAAAACAUUGAUGAUACCGUUGUGUCUGAAAAUGCUUUAGACAUUAAAUCAGCAUCUGAGGUGGUUUUUGCUGAAAAGGAUCUUUCCGAUGAAGUUAACCAAGAAGAGGCUAUUGAAACUAAAACAAAGGAAGCUUCGUUAUCUGAUUUAGAGAAACACAUCUCAUCACCAAAAUCAGACAUCAUAACAACACAAGAGUCAUCAGAUGAGUUAUUCUUGCAGAAGUUGCUCGCACAUGGGAUCGAAGGCAGAGAAAAACAUUUGUUAACUGAAUACACCAAAGUACUUCGGAACUAUAAAGAAGUGAAGAAGUUGCUACAUGAAACUGAAACUAAACUGAAAAAUGUAAACACCUUGAAAGAUGAAGGCAAGGAUCAACAACGGGGCCAAUUGUUCAUGCUAAUUUGCAGAGAAGAUAAUAACGCCACAAAUGCAAUAACUGGUCAAAAACAGAGGAUGUCACCAAAUGAAGAGCAAUUGGGAGCACGAGUUGAUGCAUUACUAAGCGAGAACUUGAACUUAUUGGUGAGGUUUAGCAACUCUUUUGGCAAAAUACAACAGUUUGACACAGGGAUCAAAGACUUACAUGGUGAGAUGUUGAAGAUCAUAAAACAAAAGAAUCAAGAUGGAGGAAAAAACACUCUGAGAUCAAAUGUUCGUCCCAUAUACAAACACCUCAGCGAGAUUCGCACCGAAAUGACUGUUUGGUUAGAGAAGAGUUUGCUUUUAAAAGAAGAAAUCAACAUCAGAGCUUCAACUUUGAGUGACAUACACAAUGAGAUAACAGAAGCUCUCAAAACAGAUUCUGAAGACUCUGAAAUAAAAUUUACAAUCUACCAAGGAGCCAAAUUCGAAGGCGAGGUUUCAAACAUGAAGAAGGAAAACAAUAGGAUUGCAGAAGAGUUGCAAACAGGUUUAGAUCAAGUUACAAAACUGAUGAAGGAUGCUGAUACAACACUCGAGAAACUAAGUGAGGAGUUUUCACUUUCUGAAUCAAACACACAGUCUUCGCAAGAUCGUUCUCGUAUUCCUUUGAGGUCAUUUAUCUUCGAUAGAAAACCGAAGAAGCAAAGACUAUCCCUUUUCUCUUGUAUUCAACCUUCAUUGUCUAAGAUGAAGAAGCCUGCUGGUUCAUAGAAAACUUUUACAUAUCUUUCCAUGUACUACUACUACAUAUCAAUUGUGUUAAUGGAUUUAAAUCUUUUCU
Arabidopsis thaliana (thale cress) is the source of this 2748-nucleotide messenger RNA. RefSeq names its product Kinase interacting (KIP1-like) family protein (gene NET2C). NCBI's taxonomy places the organism in Eukaryota, Viridiplantae, Streptophyta, Magnoliopsida, Brassicales, Brassicaceae. The coding region runs from base 132 to 2678 and encodes 848 amino acids. The transcript has 2 exons. The record is from RefSeq and is marked reviewed. Gene Ontology annotation, molecular function: actin binding.